CUGUGACAGGGUUUACAGUGACCUGACACAAGCCGCAGGCAAGUCAAGUGUGUUUGUCUCUCUAACAAACAGUCGUGCUGACGAACUUACCAGGUCCAGGAUUGUAUCUGACCUUUUCCUACGAUGUGUAAGAAUAACGGGCAGGCCCUGACGGGUCUGGGCAUCACGCUGGCGGUGCUGGGCUCCAUCAGCGUCAUCCUCGGGGUCGCGGCGGCGGCAGCCUUCAGCUGGGACGGCAUCAGCCGCAUCUGCGCGCCCCUCUGGGCCGGAGGAUUCGUCAUCCUGACUGGAGCCAUGGGUAUCAUGGCCGGAAGGAACUUUGGGCGGCAGGACGGCAGAGCUAACGGAUACAUCCCGGCCUUCAUGGCGCUGAGCAUCGUCGGCAUCUUCGUGACGAUCGCCCAACAAAGCGUCAACGGCGCGGGGGGCUCCUACCUGGGGUGGUGCUUCGUCGACUCCGUGCGAGAUGCCGUGAACAAACAUCAUGGUGACCAGUCUGCCGCCAGCUGGUGCCAGGCUGCCGCCUCCAUGCACUGGGCCUGCAUCGCGUUCGGCUUCAUAGAGAUGGUUCUGUGCUUCGCCUCCUCCAUCGUCGGCUGUGUGGUCGGCGGGUGUAACUGCUGCGCCCCGCAGCCUCCGCCCCAAGGCGUCAUCGUCAUGCAGGCUCCCCCCAACCCCAACAUGGCCGCCACCGCAGUGCCGAAUGCCUACGCCUACCCACAAGCCGGCUACGUGCAGCAGCCAGGCGGGGCACCCCCGGCCUACGUGCCGGCGCCUGCCCAGCAGAGCCCGCCCUACCCGAACGAACAGAAGACCCAGAAACCCCCGACAGUGCUAGGGUUGGGUAAAAACCCGAAGCUCGCCACCAUGUGCAAGAACAACGGACAUGUGAUGUUCGGGCUGGGAGUGACCCUGGUCAUCCUGGGCUCCCUCAGUACAGUCCUCGGCAUCGCCGCCGCUGCGGCCUUCCAGCGGGACUACUACAGCCGCAUCAGCGGGCCCAUCUGGGCUGGCGUGUUCGUGGUCAUCACUGGAGCCAUGGGCAUCAUGGCCGGGAGGAACUUCAAACGGGAAGGCGCGCCUGUCGGAUUUACCCCGGCCUUCCUGACUUUGAGCAUCAUCGGCAUUUUCGUGGCGCUGGCCCAGGUUAGCGUGUGCGGCGCCGCGGCGGCGUGGUCGUGCGUGGUGGUGGGUUUGGAGCAGGAAAUUUCGAACGCCCUCGACAACAUCUUCGUCACCAAGAGCUACAACAGCUGGGACGACUCUUACGUCAAGAGCGCUAGCGAUGGUGACUACAUUGGAUAUUCGUACUGCUCGGCCAUGGUCGCCCUGCACUACACCUGCCUGGCGCUAGGGCUGCUGGAGAUGGUUCUGUGUUUUGCCUCCUCCAUCGUCGGCUGUGUGGUCGGCUGUGCCUGCUGCGAUCAGCAGCCGGGCCCGAGUGUGGUGAUCAUGCAGCCAUCCAACCUGCCUUACGCCCAGAUGCCAAGCACCGUCAACAACCCAGCGAUGCCGGGUGCCUAUCCCCAGGCCGCCUACAUCCAGCAGCUGAGCGGGCCUCCCCCUGCCUACCUGCCGCCGCCUGGCCAGCAGAGCCCGCCCUAUCCUGCCGGUGAACAGGCCCCAGCUCCCGCCGACCCGGCUGUGGCUGUGAAGGCUCAGCCUGUCUAAGACCUGUGAAACACCAUGUAAUGUCGGCAAUCGUGCCGCGAAAACCACAGGCGCCAGGAUUUAUAUGUAGAAAAGCUCAGAACCUUUUCUUGAUGUAUGUAUUCGGAAAAAAUAUAGACCUCGACUUGCAGUUUUUCUAGCUUUGUUUCAAAACUGAGUGGUUUGUAAGUUGACAUCGGCUAGCGAUAUUUCUUGCCUUCGUAAAUGUUGUAUACUUUUCAAUAUAUCUAAACAGGAUCCGUUUCAACUAUAAUGACAACAAUGUGUCACAGAAUCAUGAGCUAAAGAGAAGAAAAGGAAUAUAAACAUGUGUUAACCCAGAUUCACCAUUCUAGUACAUGUAUCAUGAACAAAGUCAAGUAUCUAACUACUAGUAACUAACUACAAGAUUUGUGUACCACCACUUAAUGCUCGGAGCUGAGACUAGUUUGUGCACCAUGUGCACCACUGAGAAAUUUAAAGUUGCUUCACUGAGAUUCUAAUGUGCCUUAAUCAUAAAUCCAUCAGUCACAGUCAAAAAACGAGCCUAACUGCACCUGAUUCAAUGUACUAGUAUGAUUACAUUUAACCUGGGUAUCUGCCUUACUUGACUAUAGACCUGAAGUGUUUGUUGACGUCUUGGGUUGCACUGCGCUUGGACAUGCACAGGGGAUUUCCCAGAUGCAUAAAUCUUCUCACAAACCUGAGUCGUUAGAAAGUCAAACGUGCCGGACAUCUGUAAUGACUCACUGGUACUGAAGAACCAACCAGAAUAAAGACAAAGGGUUGCUUGCA
This is a messenger RNA of Branchiostoma belcheri (Belcher's lancelet), 2445 nucleotides long. RefSeq lists its product as uncharacterized. The transcript is spliced from 13 exons. Gene Ontology annotation, cellular component: membrane. The record is from RefSeq and is a predicted model, not a curated record. The coding region runs from base 124 to 1671 and encodes 515 amino acids. Lineage: Eukaryota; Metazoa; Chordata; Leptocardii; Amphioxiformes; Branchiostomatidae.